CACGCGCAUUUGGGCUUCUACGAAGUUAUCCUGCAUAGUUCAUCAUGGUGCGCUUGGUCUUCUACCCGCUCUUUACCGACGAGGAGGACUUGUUCUCUCCUCUGAAGGCCCUGGACCAAUUAGGCAACACGGUGCUUUCAGCACUGCGUCAAGCGGACAAGAAGACGAAUCAGGCAUCGGUGGAUCGCAGUUCGAGCUGCCUUUGUCUCCGCGGCGACUCGCCGUCAAGCAGCCGUCGCAAGCGCCACAUGAGCGAGGAAGUGUCGUCGCGAAGCACCGAUUCGAGCGCUGACGAGUCCAAGUUCGUCGUGAACUGCAACGUCCGCGGCUACAAGCCCGAGGAGAUCUCCGUCAAGGCGAUCGGCGACUGCGUCGAGGUGAGCGCCAAUCACGAGGAAGAGAGCGAGGACGGAUGCAGCUACGUGAAGCGCCAGUUCACCCGGCGGUUCACCCUUCCCGAAGGAGUGAAGGCAGAGACUGUAACCUGCGCCCUGUCGUCUUCCGGCGUGCUGGCCAUCGAGGCGCCCAAGCCGGAGGUUCCGAGCAAGAAGCCGAGGAUGAUACCGAUCACUGUCGAGUCAUCCAAGCCGAUCGAGGCGGCGUCGGACGAGGCCAACAAGGAGUCCGCGGAGAAGCAGAAAGAAGGUGCAACCGAAGCUGCGGCCGAGUCGUGAACAUUUCAGCGUUUUGUUCAUAUUGUUGUACGUUCAUCCUUAGGAUCAUGUCUUUCUGUUCGCGAAGUGCGUCCACAUUCCGCAACUUUAACGUCACGUGAUCAAUGCAAUAAACGGGUAUAUUUAGCCC
Rhipicephalus sanguineus (brown dog tick) is the source of this 804-nucleotide messenger RNA. RefSeq names its product alpha-crystallin A chain. NCBI's taxonomy places the organism in Eukaryota, Metazoa, Arthropoda, Arachnida, Ixodida, Ixodidae. The record is from RefSeq and is a predicted model, not a curated record. The coding region runs from base 45 to 674 and encodes 209 amino acids. Gene Ontology annotation, molecular function: protein folding chaperone. Gene Ontology annotation, biological process: response to heat; protein refolding. The transcript has a single exon.